Messenger RNA from Cokeromyces recurvatus, 1329 nucleotides. RefSeq lists its product as uncharacterized. Gene Ontology annotation, biological process: carbohydrate metabolic process; carbohydrate derivative metabolic process. The record is from RefSeq and is a predicted model, not a curated record. NCBI's taxonomy places the organism in Eukaryota, Fungi, Mucoromycota, Mucoromycetes, Mucorales, Mucoraceae. Bases 87 to 1253 code for a protein of 388 amino acids. The transcript has a single exon. Gene Ontology annotation, molecular function: isomerase activity; carbohydrate derivative binding.
AUUUAUUUCUCUUUUCCUAUAUCUUUUUUCUUUUCUUUUUGUUUUUCUUUUUUGUUUUGUUUAAAAAUACAUAAUAAUUUUUGAAAAUGAUUUCUAUUACAGAAGAUAUCAUUAGCUAUGCAUCAAAUGUAUUAACUAUAGAAGCAGCUAACCUGAAAAGCGCAGCAGAAAGAUUGAAAUCAACCACAGAAUCAAAAGAAGGAUAUCAGCAAGCAAUCUAUUUAAUGUUCAAAUCAUUAGAUAUAGGUGGAAAAAUCAUUGUCACAGGAGUCGGUAAAUCUGGAAAAAUUGCAGAAAAAAUAGUAGCAACCAUGUUAUCAGUAGGAAUAUGUGCAACAUUUCUUCAUCCUAUUGAAGCAUUACAUGGUGAUCUCGGUAUAGUUCAACGCAAUGAUAUUAUUUUGGCUAUAUCAUUUUCAGGGAACACUGAAGAAUUACUGAUGCUUUUACCUAGUUUAAAGCAUCGGCGUAUCCCCAUUAUCGGCUUAGGCGGAAAUCCUAAGAGUAAAUUAGCAAAAGAGUGUGCUGCCUGGAUUGAUGGAUAUGUGCAAUGUGAAGCUGGAGAUUCUAUUCCUGCUCCUACUUGUUCAACUACUCUAGCUUUGGCUCUAGGUGAUGCGUUAGCAUUAACAUUAGCUAAAUUGAGAGAUUUUAAUAAAGGUGAUUUUGCCUUAAAUCAUCCAGGAGGCUCACUCGGUAGAAGAUUGCUAUUGAAAGUUAAAGACAUCCUCAUUAGCUCAUCUAAAGUAGCAUGUGUGAGUAGAGAUACACCGCUUGAUGUUAUUAUUAUGGAAAUGACAAAACAUCCAAGAGGAUCUGGUGUUAUUGUGAUAGAAAAGUUUGAUAAUGAUAGUGACGCUACAACACAAAGAAGAGAUUAUCAACAAUCACACUUUAGAGACCAUGAACUAUUUCCUUCUCCACCACUUUCAGAAGCUUCAUCUAUGAUAGAAGAUGACGAUGAAGUAUAUUCAAGGGUAGCUGAUUCUAAUCACAGUCUAGUAGUAGUGGGUGUUAUCACACAUGAUGACAUUCAUCGUGUUCUAAAGUCUUCUUCUAUGCGAGAAGAUGUGUUUAAAAUUCGUGCUAUUGAUAUUAUGACUUCGAAUCCAAUUGUUUUUGAUGAAAACAGAUUAACUUCAGAAGCAGUCUCGUUAAUGAAGGAGAAAAAUAUUCCCUUAUUACCGAUUGUACGAUAUGAAAAAUAUUUUAUUGGCGUUGUUACAUUAAAAGACCUUCAAGAAUUAUUUUAAUUAUUUUUGUUACUAUUAUUAUUAUUAUUAUUAUUAUUAUAUACAUAUAUAUAUAAUAUAUAUAUAUAUAUUGGUG